AAUGGAAAGCUCAGCAGCGCCACUUACUGAUGGGGAUGUUGACUUGACUCAUGGGGAUGAACGGGAUCUUGUUAACUCCAAAUCAUUGUUACCCCAAUGUAAUUCUCUAGCACGUGAAUCUGGUGAUGCUUCUCCGAAUACCCCCAAGGUGCCGCUCCAAGGGCCAACCCAGCACAGACUGAGCUUGAACCAUAAAGCUGCCGGCCCAGAAACAUCGGGGGUUAUUUGCUGUAACUGUGGGAAAUGCUUUGGGUCGGAUAGUGAGCUGUUUGCACACCGGAGUGUCUGUACUGGCAGGAAUUGUGAUACAAUGCUCACAGGGGGGAAACCCUUCAUCUGCACAGAGUAUGAGGCACAGGCCAGGGUUAAACAGAAUCACCGAAGUCAGAUGGGAGAGAAGCCCUUCACGUGCACAGAUUGCGGACAAGCAUUUAGCCACAAGUACAAACUGCUGGUUCACGUGAGCACCCACACGGGGGUCAAACCAUUCUCCUGUACGGAAUGUGGCAAAAGCUUCUGCUUAAAAAAUACCCUCACCCGUCACCAAAAGAUUCACACAGGAGAGAAACCUUUCAUCUGUACUGAAUGCGGGAAAAGCUUCUCCACCAAAAAUAUCCUUCAGACCCACCGGAGAAUUCACACCGGGGAGAAACCCUUCACCUGCUCAGAAUGCGGCAGGGGUUUCUCUCAGAAGGUCAGCCUUCGCUUGCACCAUAAAAUCCACACAAGGGAGAAACCAUUUAAGUGCACAGAAUGUGGGGCUGGAUUCUCUAACAGCAGCAGCCUGCACAAUCACCAGAAAAUUCACCCGGGGGUAAAACCCUUCACCUGUACGGAAUGCUGGAAAAGUUUUACCCAUAAGUACCAACUCCUUGUUCACAUGAUCACUCACACGGGGGUGAAACCCUUUACCUGCACGGAGUGUGGGAAAAGCUUCCCUUUGAAGAAGAGACUGACCAGCCACCAGAAGAUCCACACGGAGACAAAGCAUUUCACAUGCGCCGAAUGUGGCAAAAGCUUCUCUUUAAAAAAGGGACUUACCCGCCACCUGAAAAUCCACAGCGAGGAAAAACCAUUCCGGUGUAAAGAGUGCGGCAAAGAGUUUUCUAUGAAGAAUUAUCUUCAGAGACACGAAAUCGUUCACACAGGGAAGAAACCAUUCACGUGCACAGAGUGUGGGAGGAGCUUCUCUCACAAGUUCAGCCUUCACAUCCACCAUAGGAUUCACACGGGGGAGAAACCAUUUACCUGCACAGAGUGUGGGAAAGGCUUCUCUAUCAAAUAUGAUCUUCAAAUUCACCAGCGGAUUCACACGGGGGAGAAACCAUUCAUGUGCAGUGAAUGUGGGAAAAGCUUCUCCCACAAGAGCAGCCUUCGCAUCCACCAGAGACUUCACACGGGGGAGACCCCGUUUACCUGCACAGAGUGUGGCAAAUGUUUCUCCCAUAAGAAUAACCUACAGAUACACCAGAAAUUUCAUACAGGGGAUAAAUGUUGUUCAGACACCGACUCGCUGAGACUGGAGGUGAAAUCGGAAAACGAAGAAUCGGACACAGAGGAUCCGGUGCAGUCGGACAGUGAGGAUGAUCAGUCACCAGUAAAAAAUGAAGGGGAUUCGGCCCCUGAGGCCGAUCAAACUGAGGAGGAGCCAGAGAUUCUGAAGAUAAAAAUAAAGGAAGAAGAACCCGACUAUGAAUAUGAUUCAAACCCGAUGGAAAGCUCGACGGGGGCAUUUAAUGACUGGGAUACCUGCUGGAAUGGCGACGAGACCUGGGAGCCCGACACCGCUCGGCAUUGGGCGAGGCGCCGCGGCUCCCACGUGGCAGAAUCCAGCGACUUCUCCAGCUCCCAGGACCCCGCCACGGAGCCACUACACGGCGGCGAAGGGUUAACGGAGCAGCGAGCGGCCGAGGAUCCCGCAGCGAGCAGCAAAUCGUCGGGUUUUAUCUGCGAUAAGUGCGGGAAGUGUUUCUCUACUAAGCGCUACCUUCACUUGCACGACAGUCUGCACACAGGAGAGAACCCCUUCAAGUGCACCGAGUGCGGCAAGUGUUUCUCCUGUAAGAAUAGCCUCCUCAUACACAAUAGGAUCCACACUGGGGAGAAACCAUUCUCCUGCUCCGAGUGCGGCAAGAGCUUCUCCCGUAAGAGUUACCUGCGCAUCCACCAUAGAAUUCACACCGGGGAGAACCCCUUCACCUGCACCGAGUGUGGCAAAAGCUUCACCAACAACACCAGCCUGCACGCCCACCUCCGAAUCCACACAGGGGUGAAACCAUUCACCUGCACCGAAUGCGGCAAGUUAUUCUCCGACCUGAGCACCCUCCGCCGGCACGAGAAUAUUCACAAGGCGGAAAAGCCUUUCUCUUGCUCCGAGUGUGGGAAGUGCUUCACGUUGAAGGACACCCUGCGUAGGCACGAGAAAAUACACACGGGGGAGAACCCAUUCACCUGCACCGAGUGUGGCAAAAGCUUCCGCCAAAAGAGCCACCUGCGCAGGCAUCAGACCACCCACACGGGGGCCAAACCCUUCACGUGUAACGAGUGCGGCAAGUGUUUCACCGUGAAGGAUACGCUGCACCGACACCAGAAAAUCCACAUGAGAGAAACCUUUCACAUGUACCGGAUGUGGGAAACGUUUCUGUCCGGGACAGGCUGGGAUUGUGUUUGUAACUCCCCCCCCCUGUGUCCCUGGCAUUCCCCUCCCCUGCACUCACAUCCCCAGCCUGGGCUACUGGGUUCUCCAGAGAUGGAACCAAGGAGGUUAGAGGGGAAAUGGGAGAAUGAAGAGCCGGACACUGAGGAGCCUCUGCCCACAAUAAAGAGGGAAAUGGAUCCCGUUCCUGGGGCCGCUUCCCCAUUGGCUGAAUCAGAAAUAUUACAGAUAAAGAUAAAGGAGGAGGAACCGGACUCAGAACAUGAUGGGAGCCCAGCAGGAAGAUCUGCACUUACAUUUACUCGCUGGGACAAUUGCUGGAGUGAUGAGGAGAACUGGGACAACUACAGGCCACAGUUAAACCAACACCGCUCUGAUGCCCCCGGGUCCCUUGAUACCCCCGGUACUCUGGGUACAGACAAGGGCACUGGGGUAUUAAUGGGCAGUGAAGAGCAAAGCUGCGAAUCGGCCCCAGGGCACGAGGACGGCCCGGCCGGCACAGAACCAUCGGGCUUUAUCUGCAGUAAGUGUGGGAAUAGUUUCUCGGAGCACCGGGAGCUGCACACCCACCUCUAUGCCUGCGCCGGGAGGAAGAUGGGGGGCAGGGACCCCCGAGUCAGCGCAGAGGGGCAAAACUUCCAUAAAAACGGCAGAAUCCUUUCCAGAGAGAAACCCUUCAAGUGCACAGAGUGCGGGAAAUGCUUCUCCUUUAGGAACAGCCUUCAGCUCCAUCACAGGAUUCACACCGGGGAGAAACCAUUCACCUGCGCGGAAUGUGGGAAAAGCUUUUCCCGAAAGAGCAGCCUGCAGUUACACUGCCGCAUUCACACGGGGGACAACCCCUACGUGUGCACAGAGUGCGGGAAGCGCUUUUCCAGCAACAGCAGCCUCCACGCUCACCUGAGGACUCACACGGGGGUGAAACCAUUCGCCUGCGCCGAGUGUGGGAGAUUCUUUUCCGACCUGAGCACGUUACGUAGGCACCAGAACACGCACAAAGCAGAGAAACCAUUCGUAUGCACGGAAUGUGGGAAGGGCUUCACCCUAAAGGACACCCUGCGCCGGCACCAGCGGAUUCACACGGGGGAGAAACCAUUCACCUGUACGGAAUGUGGCAAAAGUUAUUAUCAAAGCAGCAACCUCCAAAAGCACCAGGCGAUUCAUACUGGGGUGAAACCAUUUAGGUGCACAGAGUGUGGGAGGAGCUUCACCUUCAAUGACAGCCUCCGCAACCACCAGAGGAUCCACACAGGGGAGAAACCAUUCGUGUGCUCAGAGUGCGGGAAGAUGUUCUCCCUAAAGAGCACCCUCCACAAGCACCAGAUUGUGCACACCGGGGAGAAACCAUUCACCUGCGCAGAGUGUGGGAGGAGCUUCUCGUUAAACAGCAGCUUUCACUACCACAAGAAAACGCACAAGAGGGAUAAACAAAGGAAGACAAACAAAAUGAUCAAAAUGGGGAAAAAAGGACUUAAAAAAAGGACUUGAAUCAAUAAUUGGACUAAACCAUCGAUCAUCUACAAUAAAUACAUAGUCCUGCGCACACCAAA
Molecule: messenger RNA, 4206 nt
Organism: Xenopus tropicalis (tropical clawed frog)
Lineage: Eukaryota; Metazoa; Chordata; Amphibia; Anura; Pipidae
Product: zinc finger protein 721-like
Exons: 10
Coding region: 2-4144 (1380 amino acids)
Cellular component (GO): nucleus
Source: RefSeq, a predicted model, not a curated record